AUGGACCUGGUCAUCUUGCUCUCCAGCCCAGACACGCAUGGCAAGGGUAAAGAACGAGCUGGAGGGAUCCUUGUCGAGCUAUGGCGAUUGUCAGGAGGCAAAGUCUGGGACAGAGAGAUCCAAGGGAGAUUAGGAGGGCUAGCAUGGACGUUAGAUGGCCUGCAUCUGUCUCUGUUACUAUUGCACGGCCGAGAUUGUACGGUUGAUCACCUGUCGGUACAUGAUGGCAAGACCGUCAGGUCGAUCCCUUUGGAUAUCCAUCCGUCUGAUUCAGAAUGGCUGUCCUAUGAGAAUGGCAACCGAUGGUGGCAUAUGGGCUGGGAGGCAGGCAAGUCGCCGUGGCCACAGCGUGGACCUGGAGAGCCUCUCACGAUCUUCGACUCUCUUCCUCGAGUCAGCAUCCCAGAACAACCGAAACCCCCUCAUCUCAUGAUGAUGCGGCUCAAGCAAGCGCCAGAUGAUACAUCUCCCGCACCCAGACAUGAACUUCUCAAAGAUUUCCCUUGCUUGCUUCCUUCCGCCUCACCAAUGCCCCCCGACAUACUUCGUAUAGGUCCCCCAGCAUCCGAUAUUCGUCAUCUGUUUCUGACGGGGACAUAUCCGACGGACGUGAGGACAGACUUACGGCAAGUGCUACUCGUUGACAAGAUUUCCGAGAUGCUGGACGUCGUUUUGAGGGGUAUAUCCGUGGCGCAUCAUCAUUUUCGCGAAGCUGGCAAGCAAACCAUGAUAUGGAGGGAAGAAGUCGAGACAUGUGGUGAACAGCAAGGAAUGUCAAAGAAGGACACACAUUCGGAUCUAUUCCGCUUGCUAAUGACUGGAAGAUGUUCGCCCGGAGUGUCAGAAUGGCUCGGGAACCGACUGACUGGGAGGACCUUGACCAAGUGGGAGGAGACCAUGACUAAUGGGUAUAAAGCUAUCCAAACUGUCAUUUCGGAGAGCAUCACCCCGGCUUUGGAGCGCAUUGUCCUAUUGACCCCGCAUCGGGCGACAUUACCGAUCACUCUUGGCCUAUGCAAACUGAUCGAAGGUGUUCGACAGACGGCGGCACACGAAGCGAUGGCCUCUGCUGAGUUCAUCAAAUGGUUAAAUUAUGAAAUUGCGCGUGGCGUUAGUCAGGACCAAUCUAGUGAUGCUCAGCCCUCCAUCACUUAUGAUCUCAAACUCGUGUGGUCAUUUCUGAAGGCCGGAUUCAUCGAUUCCCCGCUACAACAGCACUUCCACUCGCUCGACAAGGAUGACUAUGUCACGAUCCCAUCGAGGCCCAAGGCCAAACCACUACCGCUCGACACGGUUCUCAGGCGAACUGUGCAUCGUCUCAAUGGCGCGCAUGUCUCGACACCGGUACGCGAGCUCUCGCCUGUGAACGCGCACCUUUCAUUGGACUCAUCUGCCAUAUCUCACGAUGAUGACGAUGAGGAUGACGCGGACUCUUCACCCGAUUCACCAGAUACUGUUGCGGUCGAACAUCCUGUCGAAGACUAUCGGAAUGUGAUGCUAGAGCCUUGGGCUUGGGCAAAUACUCUCCUCAAGCAAUGCCGUAGUAUGGUCUCAUACCCGGAGCCUGAACAUGAGGGAGGAUACGAAGAUCUGGGCAAAGAGGUUUACGCUGAAGCGGAUUUCGAUGGCCUCGAUGGCCAAAAAUUGAGGGCCUGGGUAAACGUUGGAACGACCAGACGGCUUACAGUGAGCUGGUUGAACCCCUGGGAUCGACCGCGACAAGCGACUUUCGAAGCGGACGGAGAGAUCAUCGCCUUGCAUUUCUUUGACGAGGACGAGCUGGCAGUUCUCUUGGUGUGCGACGGCCAGACUUACCUCGCGACAGUCAACAUAGAGCGAAACAUAGCAGAGGAUGUGCCAUUGCAAAUCUCUCGAUGUCGCCAAAUCGAUGGCAUUGCUUCGGGUCGCAACUCCCUAGCCACCAAUGGGCGAAAGGGAAGGAGAUCCGGAUGCGUCUUGACUACAGGGGGUCGACGGCUCGAGGUGUUCGACAUGGAUCAAGAUGAGGAUGGAGAUGAGGAAGGGGACGAAGAGCAGGUAGAUGAGGACGAGGAGAUGGACGAAUGA
Messenger RNA from Kockovaella imperatae, 2067 nucleotides. RefSeq lists its product as hypothetical. The transcript is spliced from 9 exons. Gene Ontology annotation, cellular component: nuclear periphery; anaphase-promoting complex. Bases 1 to 2067 code for a protein of 688 amino acids. Gene Ontology annotation, biological process: protein K11-linked ubiquitination; anaphase-promoting complex-dependent catabolic process; positive regulation of mitotic metaphase/anaphase transition. The record is from RefSeq and is a predicted model, not a curated record. NCBI's taxonomy places the organism in Eukaryota, Fungi, Basidiomycota, Tremellomycetes, Tremellales, Cuniculitremaceae.